GAUGAUAAUUAAACAAGUGAUAUCGGAAUCCGGGAAAUGUACAGGGAACCGUUGCCAUGCAUUGGUCCCGCUCACCCGAGUAUAGAAAGUAUAUGUAUUCAAUCCAAGUUUCUCAAUCUGCUCCGCCUCUUUCAUCUCACGUCCCUUUAACUUGAGCUCGCCGCCGACCUCGUCUUUCCUUGAUUACACAUUCAUUUUUUCAAUUGUUCGUAUUAUUUCAAACGCAAUGUUCACUAAAGCAAUUGCUGCUAUCCUAGCUUUGCCCUUGGUGGCACGAUUCGUUUCUGCGCAAACCUGCACUCGCACUUACACCGCUCAGGCUGGCGAUAUCUGUGACAGUAUUUCGGCAGCCAACGAUGUUUCCACCUACCAGCUUGCUGUCGUCAACGUUGGAAUCAUCGACGAAGCAUGUGACAACCUUGUCAUUGGCCAGAGUUACUGCCUUGGAUGGCAGGGACAGGACUGCACGACCACUUAUGUAGUCCAGCCAAACGAUGGUUGUGACAUGAUCUCCUAUGCCGCAGGCAUUAACACCACCAUCCUGUACGAAAACAACCCGCAGAUCAAUGAGGAUUGCAGCAAUAUUUACAUUGGAGAGGUGUUGUGCACAGCGAACACUGUGCAAGUCCCUCCUGCCCCCUCCGGCACUACCCCCGCUACGACAAUCCCUGCGACCGCUACUCCUGCCAACCCCGACGGCGACCUCCCUUGGUGUGACGAGUAAAUUCCUUGACCUCCACCAUCCUGCUACAGCGUAAAGUGUAUGUCACACGGAUCCUCAACUGUGAUCAACUGUGAUGACAGGCUGGUCGUGUCGUCGUUUUGGUCAUCUUAUUCCCUUUUUUUUAUUCUGAACUUCAUAUCGCCUUGUUUUUUUUACAAUCAGAGCUACCCCCGGUGGUGGUAUACCCAGCAAUAGUGACUCCAUCUUUGCACUUUAUUAUGUUGAAAUCCUUCGCAUGUGGUAAUUCUGAGAAUUCUCCUCGCAUUCGAGGGAAUAGAUCGCGGUCUUAUAGGGCUUGCUCUUGUGAUGACCAUUUACAAACGCCGUU
Messenger RNA from Suillus bovinus, 1052 nucleotides. RefSeq lists its product as uncharacterized. The transcript is spliced from 4 exons. Lineage: Eukaryota; Fungi; Basidiomycota; Agaricomycetes; Boletales; Suillaceae. The record is from RefSeq and is a predicted model, not a curated record. Bases 227 to 724 code for a protein of 165 amino acids.